Molecule: messenger RNA, 2514 nt
Organism: Thermothelomyces thermophilus ATCC 42464
Lineage: Eukaryota; Fungi; Ascomycota; Sordariomycetes; Sordariales; Chaetomiaceae
Exons: 5
Coding region: 1-2514 (837 amino acids)
Biological process (GO): transmembrane transport
Cellular component (GO): membrane
Molecular function (GO): ABC-type transporter activity; ATP binding; ATP hydrolysis activity
Source: RefSeq, a predicted model, not a curated record
AUGAAUGCGCUGCUCAACACCGGCAUCCUGCUGUUCUUGGCCUUCAACAUCUCCACCGGCGCCUACGCGAUUAUCACGUCGAGGACCGAGGAAGAGCUAGUGAUUCAGGCCGUUAAGGGAUCCGACGGCAACCCACUGCCGGUUACCAAGAGGAGGCAAAAGAAGAAUGCGAGAGAAAGGGACGACGAUUGCGGCAACCGUGGCUUCCUCUGGUCAUGCCUAACAGGGGUUGUGGCCUUGACCUUUGUCGCCGAUGGCGCGGCAGUCACGCUACAUGCCAUGAUGUCGAGCAGGAGUUCGGGACUGGACGAUGCGUGGCGGUGCGGCGAAGAGAGAAUUGUCUACAUUGUCGGCUGCGGGUUUUUCUAUCUCUACAUUUUCAUCACGGUCUUAGAGCGGGAACGCAACCCAGGCAUUGUCCACCUCAUCGUCUGGGUUCUCGGUCUCGCCGGGGAGUCGGUGAUCUCCGUUGCCUCCAUCCUCGUGAUGACCAGCAAGCAACACACGACCCUAGCCUAUCCCCCGGAGAAGGGCAUCGAGAUUUGGGACCUGGUCGAUUUGAGCAUCCCCGGCAUCCGCGUCUUCCUCUUGGUGUGCAUAAUCUGCCAUUAUGCCGCCGUGGUGAUGAGGCGUGUGGAGGCGCACAGGUUGGAGGCGUACAGGUUGGAGGCGAACGAAACGAGCCCGUUGCUGAACGGCUCCCAGGACCACUACGGAAGCGCCAGUUCCCCAGACGACCAGCGCCGUACGCAGCAGGACAAUGAGACUGCCUUUUAUAGGCCGGAGAAGCUGCCGCACAAGUCGUGGCUUGAAUACUGCCGCGGAUACUCGGUCUUCUUUCCCUACUUGUGGCCCAGCAAGUCGGCCAGGCUUCAGAUCGUGGUGCUUGUAUGUUUCGUUCUUGCCAUCCUAGAGCGGAUCGUCAACAUUCUGGUGCCUACGCAGCUCGGCGUUGUGACGGACGUUUUCAAGACGAAGAAGGGCGAUGCGGUGUGGCACACGUACCGGGCUCUGAUUACAGCAGCUUUUGAGCACGUCCACUCGCUCUCGUUGGAUUUCCAUCUCGGCAAGCGUACCGGAGAGGUGCUCUCUGCGCUAAACAAAGGCGCGUCCAUUAACCAGUUUCUCGAGCAAGUCACGUUCCAGGUGGUGCCAAUGCUAGCGGACCUCUUAGUGGCUAUCAUCUACCUUCAUAGCCGGUUCGGAGCCCUAUACGCCCUCUUCGUCUCCAUCAUUACGUUCUACUACCUGCAUCUGACCAUGCGCAUAGCUGCCACGAGGGCUGACCAGCGGCGUGACAUGGUCAACGCCGACCGAGAAGAAGAGGCUGUCAAAAACGACUCGAUCAUGUCGUAUGAAACGGUCAAGUACUACAACGCUGAGAGGAGGGAGUUUGGGCGCUACGGCGACGCCGUCAAGAAGUUUCAGGGCGCUGAGUCCAAGGUCACAUACGGUAUAAACUAUAUGAACAUGUGUCAAUCGGCCGUGUUUAUGUGCGGCCUGCUCGUCGCCCUAUUGACUUGCGGCUACCAGGUCUCGCGCGGCGAUAGGAGCGUGGGCGACUUCGUACUGUUGGUGACCUACCUUACCCAGCUGCAGGGCCCUCUCAACCUUUUCAGUACGUUUUACCGGACCGUACAGUCGGCAAUGAUCUCGGGCGAGAGAUUACUCGAGCUCUUCAAGAUCCAACCUAGCGUCGUGGACAAACCCGGUGUAAAGUCACUUCUGAAAUGCAGCGGGCACAUCAAGUGGAACAGGGUCAGCUUUGCGUACAACAAUCGCGGGCUGGUACUUAACAACGUGUCGUUUGAAUGCAAACCAGGCACCACAACCGCUUUCGUGGGAGAAUCUGGCGGAGGCAAGUCGACUAUCCUCCGCCUCAUGUUUCGCUAUUACGACUACCAGGGGAGCAUUGAGAUCGACGGCAACGACGUCAAGGGCCUGACGAUCGACUCUGUGCGCCGGUUCAUCGGCGUCGUGCCGCAGGAUCCUACCCUGUUCAACGAGACGCUGAUGUAUAACUUGAAAUACGCUAGGCCGAACGCGACGGACAAGGAAGUUUAUGACGCCUGCCGCGCCGCUGCUAUCCAUGACCGCAUCAUGGGGUUUCCCGACGGCUAUAACACGAUGGUUGGCGAGCGGGGUGUCCGGCUAAGCGGUGGAGAGAAACAGCGGGUAGCGCUCGCGCGCACCAUCUUGAAGGGCCCCAAGAUUAUCAUGUUGGACGAGGCAACCUCGGCUUUGGAUGGGGAGACGGAGCAACGGAUCCAGGACGAGCUCAUUAGUGGCAAGUUAGGCCAAGGCCGUACGCGGCUGAUUAUCGCCCAUCGGUUGUCGACCAUCACCCAUGCCGACCAGAUCAUUGUUCUGCACGACGGAUUUGUGGUAGAACGAGGCACCCACCCCGAGCUUCUCGCCCUCAAAGGUCGCUACGCUUCCAUGUGGCAGAAGCAUUGCCGGGCCGAGCGCGCGGCCGAGCAAGUGUCUGGAGGACAAGAAAUGCAGUGGCGAUAA